This is a messenger RNA of Spinacia oleracea (spinach), 2691 nucleotides long. Its product is annotated as zinc finger BED domain-containing protein RICESLEEPER 2-like. The transcript is spliced from 5 exons. The record is from RefSeq and is a predicted model, not a curated record. The coding region runs from base 574 to 2691 and encodes 705 amino acids. Lineage: Eukaryota; Viridiplantae; Streptophyta; Magnoliopsida; Caryophyllales; Amaranthaceae. Gene Ontology annotation, molecular function: DNA binding; protein dimerization activity.
UGCAGAAAUAACCCGGGUCCUGAAUCCGGUCCGGAACCGGACCUGAAUUGUCCGGACCGGUCCGGUCCGUUGGAUUCAGGACCGGGCACCGGACGUUGUAAAUUGAUCAUUCCGGAUUCAGGACAGGUCCGGACCAAAACCGGAUAAAUCCGGUUAGAUCCGGUUUGCCCGUUUGAAUUUGAAAAAAAAAAAAAAAUCCCGAAAUCGCGAAAAAGUGGCAAACUAAGGAGUUAGGAAUUAGGGUUUUUCUGUUUCAGACUCUCCUCCUCCCUCAUUCUCUCUCCUCCCUCCUCCCUCCUCCCUCCCUCCCUCAAUUCUAGAUCUGACUAUCCACAUUUACACACGCAGAGCUGCGACGGCGACGCACCACGAGUCCACGAGUACUCACGCAGGCCGCAGCCACGACGCACCUCCGAGGGCUACGAAGCUUCGACUGCGACGAGCCGACGUGUCUCCGGCGAACAGAGUUGGACGAGUUCUUGUAUUCCUGCAACUUAGCAUAUCCAUUGUUUGGUGGGCUGUGUUUUUAUAGAACACUAACAAGAAUCAACCACGGAUUCUUAUUCUUGUAAUAUGGAGAGCUCUCAAUCCAAAAUGCCGGCCUUUUCAGUAGAAAGUGUACAACCACUGACGGAAGUGGAAUUGGAGGAAUUGUGCAAGUCCUUGCCUCCGGAUAAGAAGCUAAAAGAGGGACGCCAAUAUCUCUACAAAAGAAAAAGUAAGAAGAGAGGAACUUUUUGGCAGCACUACAUUGAGUUUGUUGAGGGUGGUACACUAAAAGCUGAAUGUAAGUAUUGUGAUACAACUUUAGCUUGUGAUGGGAAUAAAAAUGGUUCAAAAAAUGUGAAGUAUCAUGCUGAAAGGUGCAUUGGUAAUCCUGAAAACAAAGAUAAGGGUAAAGGGCAACAAACUGAAUUGUUUUUUGAGAAAGAAAAUGAUAGUGGGAAAUUAAACUAUGGGAGUGGGACUGUUAAUCUAAAAGAUGUAAGGGAAGCAUUAGUUCGUAUGAUCAUUAUUGAUGAGCUUCCAUUCAAGCAUGUGGAAAAACCUGGAUUUAAGGCUUUUGUGCAAGUAGGAAUACCUAGGUUUAUUAUUCCAUCUCGUACUACCAUUGCUCGUGAUUGUUUGAAACUUUAUUAUAGUGAAAGGGAAAAGUUAAAAGAAGUGUUUAAGAGUUGUCAAAGAGUUAGUGUGACCACUGAUACUUGGACAUCAAUUCAAAGGAUUAACUACAUGUGUCUCACGGCUCAUUUCAUUGAUAAUGAUUGGAAAUUGAAUAAAAAGAUUAUAAAUUUUUGUCCAAUAUCUAGUCAUAAAGGUGAGGCCAUUGGUAAAGCAGUUGAGGCAUGUCUAGAGUAUUGGGGUAUUGAAGAUAAGCUAUUUACUGUCACAGUUGACAAUGCUAGCUCUAAUGAUGUUGCUUGUGCAUACUUAAGAAGAAUGGUUCAAAGAACAGGUUGUUUUAGUCAAGGAAAAUAUAUUCACGUUAGAUGCAUUGCUCAUAUUGUCAAUCUUAUUGUGUGGGAUGGUAUUAGAGAGCAUGGUGUGUGCAUUGAUAGAGUUAGAAAUGCUGUGAAAUAUAUUAAGAACUCUCCUGCAAGAAUAGAUAGGUUCAAAGAACUUGUGCAAAAGGCUAACAUUGAUAGUAAAUGUUCCUUAUCCUUUGAUGUCCCCACUCGUUGGAACUCCACUUACACCAUGUUAGACACGGCUGUAAAAUUUCAGCGUGUUUUUAGUGGAUUAUCUCUUCCUCAUGGAGAGAAGGAAAAUGAGAAGCCUCCUGAAUAUGAUGAUUGGAAGAAAGUAGAGAGGUUGAUUACGUUUUUGAAGGGGUUUUAUCUUUUGACUCGUCGUAUUUCUGGUUCACUUUAUGUGACUAGUAAUACAGGCUUAACUGAGAUUGCCUCUAUGUAUGAUAUGCUUAAUAAGUGGGAAAAAAGUCUAGAUUUGGAUUUUCAAGCUAUGGCCGUUGCAAUGAAAAAAAAGUUUGAUAAGUAUUGGGGUGAUGUGGAAAAAAUGAAUAUGCUUGUUUAUGUUGCCGCUAUUCUUGAUCCUCACUCCAAGUUCUUAGUUGUUGAAUUGACAUUAUGUGAUAUGUAUGGAAUUGAAAAGGGCAAGAAACUUGGUAGUUAUGUGAAGGAUUACACUUAUAAGUUAUUUGAUGAAUAUAGAAUGAUGUAUUCCUCUUAUAUGCCUGAAAGUGGAAACAAUGGAGAUCCUAUGUCACUUGAUGAAAUAAAUGAUGGAGACUAUAAGAAAAAUCUUUUUGAUAGAGCUAAAAGAUUGAAGGAGACAACUGGAUAUGUGAAUAGUGAGUUGGAUAGAUAUAUAAAUGACCAAUUAGGCCCGCUAGAAGAAGAAAUGGAUGCAUUAACUUGGUGGGGUAAUAAUGGAUAUCGUUAUCCUACUCUUCAACGCAUGGCACGUGAUAUACUAGCUAUCCCAUUGUCCACCGUUGCAUCGGAAUCUGCUUUUAGCACGGGAGGUCGUCAUCUAGAUCCAUUUCGAAGUUCGUUGUCUCCUUUGAUGGUUCAAGCUCUAAUUUGCGCAAAUGAUUGGCUUAAAGCAAGGGGAUUACCAUGUGUUGAUGUGGAAGAAACUUUGAAAGACUUGGAAGAAAUGGAGAAAGAAAUAGAAGUUGAUGAUGAGGAUCAUGAGGUCGUGUUUGUGGACUCAGUUGGUGUGCUUUAA